AUGUCAGACACCAGUAACGAGUACCCCAGCCUGGAGUUCGCGGCUGGCAACGUGUUCCUCAUCGACAAGCCCAUCAGAGGCAGCGCUAAAGUCAAGACCCCCUCCACCUCCUCCUCCAACAUCGUGCGUCGCUCGGGCGGCUCCGUCACCACUCGGCAGGAGCUGCACUACCUCCGAUGCCGCGACGAGCGUGACGUCAGCCUCCUCCUGCCCAUGGCUCAGCCAGGCGAGUUCGUGGAGGUCCUGCCCAACCCAUUUGACGCCGGCAAGUUGAGCAUGCGCGUAGAGGACAUUCUGACCACGCAGAAGUUCCCGGUUUUGGUGCGCUACGUGUAUGGCGGUGCUCGACCCAGGCUGACCUCCUUCUCAGGCCUGCUCACUCUUCUGGACUCGUUUGAGGAGUCGUCAGUUGUGGGCUGCGUACUGGACGGGGCUACCUUCACCAUGCUGGAGAUCCCUACGUCGUCGCCUCUUCUCUUCCAGAUCGCGCUCAACAGCAACGAUUUGUUCGCGCUGCCCGUGGUCAAGCACGCGCUGCGUGUCUGCGAGACGAACGGCUCGGCCUACUUGAGUGAUAUGAAGUUCAAGUUUAAGUUUGCUCAGAGGAUCCUACAAAGAGGGGCCCGUGAGGACCCGGACGACCCACCCAGUGCCACCAACAGCGCGCGCAUGGGAAUCACACAGACCUAUGUUUAUCUGUGA
Molecule: messenger RNA, 702 nt
Organism: Aplysia californica (California sea hare)
Lineage: Eukaryota; Metazoa; Mollusca; Gastropoda; Aplysiida; Aplysiidae
Exons: 1
Coding region: 1-702 (233 amino acids)
Source: RefSeq, a predicted model, not a curated record